Molecule: messenger RNA, 615 nt
Organism: Anopheles cruzii
Lineage: Eukaryota; Metazoa; Arthropoda; Insecta; Diptera; Culicidae
Exons: 3
Coding region: 1-456 (151 amino acids)
Biological process (GO): sleep; positive regulation of voltage-gated potassium channel activity; regulation of synaptic transmission, cholinergic
Source: RefSeq, a predicted model, not a curated record
AUGACGAAUCUCAUUAAAGUUCUCCUACUUUCAAGCAGUAUUAGCUGUGCAUUUGCAAUCCGCUGCUACCAAUGCUCGUCACAAACCGAUCCAAUCGGAUCCGACAACUGCGGCGCUUACAAAGGAUUUAACAAAACCCAAAACAUUGCCAUCGAGUGCAACAGCGACGAGUCGCACAUGCCCGGGUCGUUCUGCAUGAAAAUGGUUCAGCAAAGUCCUAGGGGAUUUAUUUGGGAUGGACGAUGGCGCCAAGUGAUCCGACAGUGUGCUUCGGUGUCGGAAACCGGAGUCACGGGCAUCUGCAACUGGGGUGUGUUCGAGAAUGGCGUCUACUGGGAGGAGUGCUACUGUGUCGAUGAUGAAUGUAACGAUGCACCGCGGACGGUGUCCGCAACCUUCGGUGUGCUGCUUGCAGCAAUCCUGCCACUAUUGUUCGCUGUUAAAGUUGUUGUAUAAGCGGCCUCAGUAGGCUGUGGAGCCAACGGUUCAGCCGUUCUCAUCCUGAAUCCGUCCAUUUCACGUCUAUUGCUACAGGGCGUUGGAAGAACAACCUCAAACAUUCUCGAAGUAUUAUCAAAAUGAAAGAUCUUUUAUACGAGUUAAGCAGCAUUCCAC